Molecule: messenger RNA, 801 nt
Organism: Auxenochlorella protothecoides
Lineage: Eukaryota; Viridiplantae; Chlorophyta; Trebouxiophyceae; Chlorellales; Chlorellaceae
Exons: 3
Coding region: 1-801 (266 amino acids)
Source: RefSeq, a predicted model, not a curated record
AUGUGCGACGCCGCGGUCAGGGAAGGGGUGGCAGCCUGCCCCUUCCUCCGCAGAGUAGCUGCCACGCAGGGCCAGGAGUUUGCCGUGCGCCUGGCGAUAAACCCACUGAAACCCGUUCCCGACCCCUCGGAGUUCCUGACGCGGCUGCGCCGGCGGCGGGACUCCGGGCGCAAGGGCCGCCAACCCCACGGCCCGCGCGCCGGCGGCAUCAAGGGCAGCGCCCGCGCGCCGCGCCUGUCCGCCUCGGGCGUGGCCGGCCACUCCGGCGCCAGCCCGCUGGCCGCGCUGGGCCCGCUGGCCGCGCUGCUGCCCACCACGGCUUCCGGCCACCUGCGCUGCCCGGCCGCCAUCACGCGCAUGCGCGGUUUCGUGGCUGGCCUGGGCGCGGUGCGCGGCCUGCGCCCGCAGGCGCUGCCUGUGCGCGGAGCGGCGCUGGCCGCCGUGGCCGCGCUGGGCAAUGUCCCGGCCGGCGCAGCGCGGGAGCACACCGCCAAGUUCUCCCCCGCCUGGUUCGCGGCGGUGCACGUGGCCGUGCCCUUCGUGGCCAUGCUGCGCAAGGCGGUCCUGCUCCCCAACUGGGCCCUGCUGCUGACCAUCGCCGGGUCGGUGGCGGGGCAGGCCGCCGGCGCGCGCCUCGAGCGCGCGCGCCUGGCAGGCACGCUGGACCUUGGCGGCGCACUGGCCGCGCUGGGCGCGCUGGCCGCGCUGCCGGAGGCCCGCGAGGGGCGGGACGAGGAGAGCGUCUGGCCCGCCUUUGCCCACAAUCUGUACUGGAUGAAGGAAGGUUGGGUCAGGUAUUGA